AUGUUCGCUCUGGCUCCGUCCAUUCCCGAUCGUCCGCUCUCUCUUCUCAGUACCUCCACGAUGUACGCCUCCUCCGCCGCUCGCGCCCGUCUGGCCACUGUUGCCCGUCGUGGUUUCUCCACUAGCCGCGCCCAGCUCGGCAGCCCCUACCAUUAUGCUGAGGGCCCUCGCACCAACAUCCCCUUCAACCCCCUGACCAAGCACUUCUUCUGGCGCUACUGGUCCUUCAUGGCUGUUGGCUUCGGUGCUCCCUUCGGCAUUGCUGUCUGGCAAACCUACAAGACCAAAUAA
Penicillium atrosanguineum is the source of this 291-nucleotide messenger RNA. Its product is annotated as cytochrome c oxidase VIIc family protein. The record is from RefSeq and is a predicted model, not a curated record. Gene Ontology annotation, biological process: mitochondrial electron transport, cytochrome c to oxygen. NCBI's taxonomy places the organism in Eukaryota, Fungi, Ascomycota, Eurotiomycetes, Eurotiales, Aspergillaceae. The coding region runs from base 1 to 291 and encodes 96 amino acids. The transcript has 4 exons.